Messenger RNA from Exaiptasia diaphana, 1237 nucleotides. RefSeq lists its product as uncharacterized. Bases 766 to 1164 code for a protein of 132 amino acids. The transcript has 2 exons. NCBI's taxonomy places the organism in Eukaryota, Metazoa, Cnidaria, Anthozoa, Actiniaria, Aiptasiidae. The record is from RefSeq and is a predicted model, not a curated record.
CUUGUAUAAGUGGAGUGGGAACAGAGCAUAUUUGAAGAGCAGUUACAAUUGUUGUAAUCACGUUAGCCAGUGGUGGAAAUGGUAGAAAAAGUAGAUUGUCAGGAUUGUCCAAAAUAGCUAGAUCCAAAAAAGAAAUGCUUGCAGCAAUAGUUUUGGCUAAACAUAAAGGAAAAGGAGGAGGUAGAACUCGACGUCCAUCCAUACCUAUAGCUAGUAGCAAUGUGCGGAAAACUGCAUAUAUUUCUGACGCGCGUAACAAAAGCGAAAAAAAUGCUUUGUUAAAACAGGUUGUGAAAGUUUUGAGUAUUUCUUUCACUCGUGAGCUAUACUGAUGAUAAAGAACUCACGAGUUUAUUCAGAUGUYGAAAGAAUGAAGUGUAACACAUAGUUUUUGUCACCUAAUUACCGAAGGUAUUGUUGUUUUUUGAUAUAMAACCUGCACGAGUAUUGGCAAAGAAGCCAGACUUAACCAUACCUCUUGGUGUUCGGACCUGUUUCUAGUUCAAAAUCAUGGAAGAUGAAAACAUUUUUUUGAGAGCAGCUCUCAGCAAAAGUAUAGAAAUACCAACGGUACAAUUCAAGAAACCAGAAUUGACAAGCGAAAGCAGGCCUUCUUGUUCGUAUUCGAAAACAGACGACAUGAAAAGAGGUAAACCGCCCAGCAAAGCAAGAAGAAUGUCGACUGAGUCAAAACCUCGUUGAAGUAAAAUACGAAGUACCGAAGUAGAAAAAGUGCUAGUAGGUGAGGGGUUUCGCAAGUAUKGCAUGGACAGCAAGGCAACCGUUCAUUUCAUGAUAAAGCACCAAGAAAUGUUAGACGACGACCUAAAGAGUUACUAUGAAUCAGUGAGGAAGCCAGGUGGCCUGACAAUGAAUUCAGCAAUAGACAGGGUUCGAAGGCUGCAGAAAAAGAAACUAGAGAAAUUGAGCCGUGAAUCUUCACCAAAGAACGAAAAAACACUUGCUUGUGAAGAAUAUUGUAGUGAAGACGAUUCUGAACUGAGUGGACAGGAUGCCUGGGAAGAGGCAGCAGAAACGACGAAGAAAAAAGAUACUCGAUUUGUCAAACCUAUCUUGCAAGACUCUUUGUCGUGGGAAGAUGUCGUGGCUGCGAUUAACAACGACUGUGACACUACAGAAAGCACAGAAAAAACUGGCAUGUAAACGUAUGUUACAAAGCAAUAUCUUAAAACUGAGGGCAAAUAUUUUACCCGUGAAAGAUUUGGAAGGAAAUUAU